This is a messenger RNA of Halichondria panicea, 1979 nucleotides long. Its product is annotated as polypeptide N-acetylgalactosaminyltransferase 13-like. Bases 164 to 1861 code for a protein of 565 amino acids. Gene Ontology annotation, cellular component: Golgi apparatus. The record is from RefSeq and is a predicted model, not a curated record. The transcript has 10 exons. Gene Ontology annotation, biological process: protein O-linked glycosylation. Gene Ontology annotation, molecular function: polypeptide N-acetylgalactosaminyltransferase activity. Lineage: Eukaryota; Metazoa; Porifera; Demospongiae; Suberitida; Halichondriidae.
GUAAACAAAGCUCUUUCGAUUGAUACCUAUACCCUGUGCAUGUACGUCGCGUCCCGGAUCCCAUGUCCACGUACGUCCAUAGCUAGCUAUAAUAUUAUAUAUAUAGUAAGACCCUGUCAUACUAGGUUGGAUUCUAUUUGUCUAUUAUACUACCCGUAGAGUAAUGCGUUUCCAUGUGAGGAAGGUGUUGCUAUUAGUGGUGGCCUUGAUUGGCCUUUGCUCUCUCCUCUGCUGGUGGUCGUUCCCACGGUCACCCUCCAAACUGCCCCACCCUAUCACCAAGGAGUGGAUCGUUAGAGACAAGAUAGAGGAAGAGCUUAAAGUGCACUGGGGCAAGAGCACAACGGCUGUCACAACAGAGGAGAAGGACGAAGAGAAACUGGGUUUUGACAGAAAUGGAUUCAACGAGUUUGCCAGUAGGCGAAUCCCUCUGGAUAGAUCUGUACCUGACACAAGGCAUUCUCAGUGUCGAUGGAAGUCGUACCCCUCUGACCUGCCCACUGCUUCAGUUGUGGUUAUCUUCCGUAACGAGGCUUUCACUGUUCUCCUGCGUACUAUCUCGAGCAUCAUCAACCGAUCUCCACCAGAACUGUUACAUGAGAUUGUGUUAGUGGAUGACUUCAGCGAUCAUGAGGAACUUCAUGGCCGACUGGAAGACUGGAUCAGACCAGACCCGAAAAUAAAAAUAAUUCGUCUCAAGAAACGGGAAGGUCUUAUCAGAGCCCGAUCUGCCGGUGCAGAAAUCUCUACUGGUGAUGUCUUAGUGUUUCUGGAUUCGCACUGUGAAUGCAACGUAGGCUGGCUGGAGCCCAUGUUGGAACGUAUAUACAAGGAUCGUAGCACUGUGGUGUGUCCGGUCAUAGAUAACAUCUACUGGAAAAAUCUACACUAUGCUACUGGCGGUGGAGUUGUGGGCAAUCGUGGUGGUUUCAACUGGGGCCUGGUGUUCAAGUGGAGGAAGGUGCCCAAGUAUGAGGAGGAGAGGAGAGGAAAUGACCCCACCAGAGAGCUCAAGUCCCCUACAAUGGCCGGGGGAUUGUUUGCCAUAGAGAGGAAGUAUUUCUACGAGGUUGGUGCCUAUGACAACGGCAUGGAGAUCUGGGGAGGGGAGAACUUGGAAAUAUCAUUUCGGGUGUGGAUGUGUGGUGGUCAGUUGGAGAUCAUUCCCUGCUCUCACGUGGGGCACAUCUUUCGAGAGAAGAACCCCAACACCUUUCCUGGGGGAGUGGGGGACACACUGGCCAAAAACAACCUCCGUCUCAUCGAAGUUUGGAUGGACGAAUACAAGAAGUACUACUAUGAAAGAAGACCGGAUCUGCAGCGGAGACAUUUGGACUAUGGCGAUAUCAGUGAGAGGGUGGAGCUCAGGAAGAGGCUGGAGUGCAAGUCUUUUAAGUGGUACCUGGAGACUGUUUACCCAGAGCUUCCAUUACCAGAUGAGAACCUAUGGCAUGCUGGAGAGCUGCGCAACCCUAGCAGUGACAAUUGUCUGGACACUCUUGGUAACCGUGAGGGCAAGACAGUGGGCGUGUAUCGUUGCCAUGGACAGGGAAACCAUCAGGAGUUUGGCUUCACGGACAUGAAUCAGAUAGUGUUUGAGGAUGACCUGUGUCUGGACGUUGCUAAACACUCGGCCAAGGCGGAGAUAAACAUUCAAAUGUGCCACUUUAUGGGAGGCAAUCAGAAGUGGAACUAUGAUAACAAGACCCAUGUCCUCAAGCAUGAUCCCACUGGUCACUGCAUGGAGAUAAGCCCCGAGGGCUCGGGCGUCUACAUGAAUCCCUGUGAUGGAUCGUCUAGACAAGAGUGGAUCUGGAAGAGACAUUACACACCCAAAAGAACAGUCAAAAAUUGGUUCUAAUAUCACUCCAAUUAUCACAAAUUAUCUUUAUUCACAACCUGCCUUAGUUUCAGAGCUGAGCUCCGCCCUCUCUUUUUAGUCUAAUUAUCAGUAUUUCAUAUUGAGAGUAACAUUGAAA